Molecule: messenger RNA, 1833 nt
Organism: Penicillium paradoxum
Lineage: Eukaryota; Fungi; Ascomycota; Eurotiomycetes; Eurotiales; Aspergillaceae
Exons: 2
Coding region: 1-1833 (610 amino acids)
Source: RefSeq, a predicted model, not a curated record
AUGGCACAAGGUUCUCAGACAUCCAUUGUGAAGAUUGCCGGCGCGGGGUUCCGGCUGUCACUGCUUCUCAACGCUGCUGCGUGUCAACUGGCUCAGUCCAGAAUAGAAAUCCAUAGCAUCGCCAAGGGAAUCUCGCUCUUUGCUCUCAUUCUCAAAACUGUCGGGCAGAUUAUCGAGGGUACCGAAGUGGAUCAGUCCCCCGAGGCAACAGAAAAGGCUUGGGAGAUCGCUGGACAGGGCCAAAUGAUCUUUAUUGAAAUCGAACACAUGCUGGACAAGCUCAAGGCAACUGAUAGAGACCCUGAUCUUAUGAGAAUACCCCUCCACGAAAGACUCAAGUGGUGUUUCCGGAAGCAGCACGUUACUUAUCUCUUAGCCCAGCUGGAAGCCCUCAAACUCAGCCUGAUUGUGAUGAUGCGAAUUCUGCAGCUUGGAAACGUCAUCAAAUCCAACGUGGACGAUGGGAUUGAUACGGACUCUCUGUCAUCUGCCAUUGAUGAUACCAUUGCCCAGGAGAAAGCGGAGUCUCAGAAUAUGAUCAUCGUCAGGUACUGGUCCGUUAAGCGACUCGAUCGCCUGUGGGAUCUCGUGGAACAGGAAGACCUCGAUGCUGCCAAGGACCUAACAAACCAGAAAAUCAGUUCCAACUACUCGUUCAACACAGCCUCGGCAUCCAAACCACUAGUUACUGCGACUAGAGGCUCGGAUCUGACAAGGCUUCCCAUCGUUACUUUGGGUGACAGUGACUUAGGGCUGAGUGAUAUGGAGAGAUCCCCGAAGGAUAUGGUACAGCUAUCUGAGAGUGCACUGAACCAGCUGCUUUCAGCUUGGGUUCCUCUGGCAGACACUUUGAAACUUCAUCGCGCCAACAAAGACAUGAACACACCCAACAAUUUAGGCCAGGCCCGAGUGUACAUCUGCUCAGAUAACGAAGGAGAUGACAACGAAGAGCUAGACCUUGACGGUCACGAAAUUCGAGGCUACUACCUUGAAGGAAAGACCAAGGAUUGGAGAGAGCCUCAUUCACAAGCAGCCCGACAGCAUGCAGCAGAGUUACGCCGAAGAUAUUCCGGCUACCAGGCUCACGUAGAAAGCGAACCAGAGUCCGAUGAAUACAUCAAGCACCGGGGCAAUCCCCGCAGUGACUCAAGGGUCAUAGACUCUAGCGAUGAGGAGGAGCAAAGAUCUGAUGUUCUUCCGCCCUCUCAUAGCAGUUCAAUGCACGGCCGGCGUGUUCACUCCAACAGCCUCUCAUCCAGGAGCUCUGCAAGCUACAACAAUCCAGAUAGCAGAUCUUAUACAUAUCCUAGCGGCAGCUUUCCACCCCCAGGACAAACUCUUCCCGGUCCUCCGCUUCCAUCACACCCUCAAACGGGUGCGACUCAUGGUCCUCUCCAGCCACCAUACAGAUCCCACCCAAAUCAAGACUACCCCACAGCUCCCCGAUCCAUUCCAAUGAACAUGAAUCAAUCCAGGCACCAAGCCAUCCCGAUCCCCCAUACCGGAUCUUCUCCCAGAGGCCUGUCGCCAAACCAAGUCCACUUCGAGGAUCCUUGGGCCCGAGCCCAAGCAUAUAACACAAACCCCAACAAGCUUCAACCCCGCCCCCAUCCAUCCUCCUACCCAAUCUCUGCUUCAUUCCCCGAGUCGGGCUUCCGAGCCUCGCCGCCUCGUUCGGGCCAACGAUCCCCGUCGUCGUAUUCACACCGUUCCUCCCGUGAUGAUACCAGGGAUAGACAUAAAACAUUGACUCGCAACGCCGGGAAGGGGCUGGCGGGUAUUGGGGCUAUUGCUGGGUUUAUGGAUGCCUUAGAGGCGUUCUCAAUUCUAUGA